ACGUGAACAAAUAUUUGCUUUGAACCGUUCAUCUGAGGUGGACGUGGAUUUCGCCACUGCAAAGAUGGAGAAUAUUGAAGAAAAAAGUGCACAGGAAAGUAAGGAGAUGAAAGAUGGACAGGAUGGUAGAGAAGUGGCAAUAAUACGCUUCCCAUGGCGUAGGAAUAACAGUUGUCCGGGCGGCCGCCCUGGGGACGAUGGCACUAAACCUGGAGAGUACAUUCUACAGACUCUUUUUCUUGAGUUCUGUAAUAUGGCAGAAAAGAAAGUAGAACAAGUGCUUGCUGAACCUCUGGAAAAGCUUCUAUCAAAGUCUUUACAGAGAGGAGAAGAUGCACAAUUUGAUCAAUUGUUGAAUUCCUUUGGGUGUCUGGCUGAACAGUGUCUACCAUCCAUUCUACGCAGUCUUUUCCGUUGGUUUGAACGUCAAAAUCUGAUGGAUGAGUGUUCGCAACCUGACACUCGACAACGACACAGAAGCAAAGGAAGUAAAGAUUUUCUCUGUGAACGAAGAGAUCUUGCUGUGGAGUUUGUGUACUGUCUGGUACUCAUAGAGGUCUUAGCUAAGCUGAGUUUCCAUCCUGGACAUAAUGAUCUGGUAACCUACAUAAUCACCCAGGCUUUUCGACAUUUCAAAUACAAAGACGGUAUACAAACCAAUCCCAAUUCAGGGAACAUCAGCAUCCUGACUGACCUGUACUCGGAGGUUAUUGGUGUUCUUGUCCAGUCCAGAUUCACAGCAGUAAAGAAACAUUUUAUGUCCGAGUUGAGGGAGCUAAAACUUCGCGACCAGACCCCAUAUACUGCACAGAGCAUCAUCAGUUUGCUUACCAGUCUUAAGUACUUCAAGGUUAAGAUGCACCCAAUAGAGGACUUUGAGGCCUGUGUGAUGUUUAUGCAGGAUUUAGGGCAUUACUUUUUGGAGGUUAAGGAUCGUGACAUCAAGCAUGCUCUUGCGACUUUAUUUGUUGACAUUCUUUUGCCUGUGGCUGCUACGGCCAAGAAUGAAGUGAAUGUACCAGUGCUAAAGAACUUGGUGGAUAUGCUGUACACACCAGCACUGGAUUUGACAAUGAAGAAAAAACACAUAUUUCACUGUUUCCCUCUUGUGACGUGCCUAUUGUGUGUGAGUCAGAAGACAUUCUUCCUUAACAACUGGCCAUACUUUCUGACCACACACUGCCUUUCACAGCUGAAGAACAAGGACCAAAAAAUAUCUCGUAUGGCUCUUGACUCUCUGCACAGACUUCUGUGGGUGUACAUGGUGAGGAUAAAAUGUGAGAGUAACACUAUUACUCACAGUCGUCUACAGAGCAUUGUCAGCAGUCUCUUUCCAAGGGGCUCCAAGAUGGUCACCCCCAGGGAUGUACCUCUCAACUUCUUUGUCAAAAUAAUCCAGUUCAUUGCAAAGGAAAGACAAGACUUUGCUAUGAAGGAGAUUAUAUUUGACCUGCUGUGUGUGGGGCGUUCAGCCAAGAUUCUGACACCAGAGCGAAUGAGUAUUGGUCUGCGAGCAUUCCUUGUCAUCGCUGAUAGCCUACAACAGAAGGAUGGUGACCCCCCAAUGCCACAGACGCAGGCUACUUUACCCUCUGGAGCCACAGUGAGGGUCAAGAGGACCUUUCUCAAUAAGAUGCUGACUGACCAAAUGGCAAAAACUAUAGGCCUAGCUCAGUAUUAUCCCCACAUACUCAAAGCAUUUGAUUCUAUGUUACAUGCACUAGAUCUACAGGUGGGGAGACAACUCCUCCUUACCAAGUUAGAGAAUGUCAACAAGGAGCCAGAUGAACUGAUGACUGGAGAAAGAAAGGCGAAGAUAGAACUGUUCCGAACCUGUAUUGCUGCCAUCCCUCGGUUAAUUCCAGAUGGAAUGAGCUGUCAAGAAUUAGUGGAACUGCUUACAAGGCUUACAGUUCACCUAGAUGAGGAGUUAAAGGGCCAUGCAUUCCAGGCCCUACAAAACUUGAUGCAGGAGUCGCCAGUGUGGAGGGAACAUGUGGUGAGAGGUUUCGUACAGUUUGUACAACGAGAUAUCAGUGAUACUAAUACACAGCUACUGGACGGUGCCCUGCGACUUCUGAUGCAGCUCUUGGUCCAGUGGAAAACUAACAUUGUUACUGCACAACAAAGGGAACGUACAACAGGCGACAACGCUACCCAACUGCGGACAUUACCAGAAGCAACCAACAUUUUGGUAUUACGGGAGGUGGAAGGUCUCUCACUGGUUAUGUUGUGUAGCUGCCGUGUUGUUACACGCAAACUGGCUGCCCUCCUUUUAAAGGAAGUCAGGAACAUCUUUACCUGUUGCCAAGCACAGAUGUCUGAACCAUGCCUUCUAGAGAUGAUAGACAAGGCCUGUCCAGAUGUAGUCAAAAGACUCCUGCUGUCCUUGCCAGCAUCAGAAAAGCCUAUUCUUCUGACCUCCCCAAACAUUGACCUGGCAUGGGUUAUUGACCGUGCAGCCUCGGUCUGGAACCCUAUUUCAAAGGAGAACAACAUAGAGGAGAGGUCAGAGUCUGCCUUUUCCAAGGUUGACCCCUGGAUGAGGUGCAUAGCCACUUUUGUGUCCAGUGAAUAUGGAAUGACCCUUUGCCCUCAUGCAGUUGCUGCUUCUUGGCCCAUUGUCUACACACGUCUGGUCAGCAUGCACACACUACUGGACCCUAACAACAUGAUCAAUGAAUUCCGCACAUCGUCCAUCUUGAGAUCCGGAACAUCCAGUAAGAAACCAACAACAGAAAAAGAUGUACACAUGCAGUUAUGGCAGAACUAUGUCAUCCUGGCAUGUUCUGUAGCUCAGAAGGACAGCCUCAUUUCCUAUCGAUGUGCUUCACCUGAGCAGGGGUCAUCCCCAGAGUCAGAGAAAAGUGACAGUCGUCAGGCUAGCACCAGUUGCACAGACUUGUUCAAACUCAUUGUACCACUGAUGAAGUGUGAAAACUCUGACAUGCGAGACACCAUUGUCAAUGGUCUUGGCUAUACAAAUGCUGCUGCCUUUAGGGACCUCAUUGAUGAGUUACUUCCCUUCCUCAAGGAAGCUAUUGAACGCAAACAAGAAACCAAGAAUCGACGUCGUAAAAAGGACACUCUUCGAGUACAAUUGGCUCAUAUAUUUGAACUGAUGGCAGAGAACAGAGCCUUUGCCCAGAGUGAGUCUGGUGUGAUUGACACAGAAUCUAGCUGCCUGAUAAAGACCUUUGUAGAGUACAUAGAUGGGGCACGUCAGUACCUGGAGAGUGAGAGUGACCGCGACCUGCCUGUCUUACAUGAUAUUCGUCUACACUUCAGCCGUUUUGUCCGUGAGCUCAUCGCUCACACACCAGCGGAGUUUAAGAGAAGUUUGUUGACCAGAGAUUUGCGAUAUAGCUUGUUCCACCUGUUUGCCAGCUGGAGUGGCAAGUUCAGCCACACCAUUGGAGAUACAUUGGACAGAAGAUUUAAUAAAGAUGAGAGCUGCUCUGAGCUGGAGCUGUCAGCUGUGAGAGCCAUGUCUGCAGUACUGUGCUGUGGACCUGUGUUCGACCCAAGUGGCCUGAAUGAUGAUGGAUACAUAUACCAGUGGCUGGAUAUGUUAUUGAGUUCUCAUAAUGAUAGGAUUAAGGAGCAGAUAUAUGAGCUGGCUAAGGAGACAGUGGUACUACUUCUGGACUUCAAUCCUGAUACACAGGGACUCCUCGAUUGGGUCAUUGAUCGUUGUUAUACAGGUGCUAAUGAGGUGGCAGAUGGAUGCUUCAAUGCACUUGCAGCUGUAUUCCAAACAAGGGAAUACCCAUGUGACCAUGUUGCUAUGCUCAACCUGGCUGUAUUGAAUGUGGGAAGUCCGCGAACACAGACACAUGAGACUGCGGUACAUCUGCUCCAUCUACUGGACACACGCUUCUUCCAGGAGACACCUGUCUUCACUGACUCAUCUGAUGAUCAGCGACAACAAAGUCUGCCACUCAAUGAUAUCUUAAUCUCUGUAUCAUACUGUCACUCACAGAUGUACUUGUCAGAGCAAUUAGCUCGUGUGCAGCCUGACCUCACAAUGCCGAUGUUCUCUGAAAUAACCCAUCGGUUCCAGACUGCCAAGUCUGCAGUUCGUCAGAUGUUACUGAAAUAUAUGCUGCCUUGGUUACAUAACAUGGAGCUGAUGGACCCAUCACUACCACAGUCCUCUCCACUAAACAAUUUUCUGACUCGGUUACAUGACACACACACAGACACAUUCAAGCCUCCUCUUAAAGGUGAAGGCUGGGGAUCUCCGGAGGCUACCAAGAUGGUUCUGAAUAAUCUUUUUCAUCUCACAGUCAAGUUUGGAGAUGACCAUCCGAGAGAAGUGGAAGAUCUCUGGUCAUCUCUAGUCAUCUGUUGGCCAAACAACCUCAAGGUGGUCAUCCAUUACCUGGUUAUCAUCACCAACAUGGCUGCUUCGGAACUGCUACAAUAUGCUAAGCGUGUGGUGAGCUACCUGGGCCGUGCCAAGCCAGAGCGACUAGUCGACGAGCUGAUGAAUGAGCUACAGACUGUGGAAACGCUGAAUAUGAGUAUAGAGCGCACACAGACUCCACCUUUCUUCCGGCUCUCUCAGAUCAAGAAAAGUCUGCUACAUAUUAACACCACUGAUGAUGAAAAGGUGGCGACACAAUUCACUGACCACCCCCUGGAAAAGGGUACACUACAUACCAAGAGACACAGCGCCAACGAUGACCUACCUAGUGAAAGCACGCCUCGCACAGAAUCAACCACAUCACUAAGGAGUUCCUCCAGUGCUUCAUCCAAUCCAGACCAGUUUUUAAUGGACGAGGAUCUACACAUGCCAACUGGUGGCAGGGCUAGUGAACCGAGGCGGAGUGAAUCACCACUACCUUAUCCCUUACCAAUGCCAGCUUAUGGAGGGUAUUUUGCUCCCCUCACUGAAUACCUGCCAGAAAAUCUUCAUCCCACAGCUGGCUUUCAUAGGAGCAACAUAGCAGUAAUGUUCCUGUCAGACCUGGUACUGGACGGCCUGGAGAUUGACUGGUCAGCUCAUCUGCCACUCAUGCUACAUGUCAUAUUCCUAGGCCUGGACCAUAUGCGGGGAAUGGUGUAUGAACACUGUAAAAAGUUGCUGGAGAACUUAAUGUUACUUGCUGCUGCCCAGGAACAUGAAGGUGUAGCCCGGAUCCUGCUGGAGUACCGUAGCAAUAUCACUGACACUCUCCGCCUCAUGGCAGCAGAUGACAAGGACAUGCCCAAUACCUUAGAUGGUCAAGAGAAUGAAUCAGUAGGAAGGUCAACAUUUAGCCUGGACAGUGGUCAAGCAGUGCUGACCCCAGACGUGUCCACUCCUAUAGAACAACCAGCUGACUCGGACUCCCUUAACACUGUAGAGGAAGUUGUUAAGGCAAUUCUGGAUUUCAUGGAUGCUAAACGUGGGCGUCCCUUAUGGAGCUGUGAAGAUAUCACACCUCGAACACUCAACACCCAAAGUGCAGUGCGUCUGGAAUAUUUUCUCAAAUGUGUUGUGAAAUGCUUCAAAGAGAUGCAGCCUUUAGCAUUAGUGGAACAGAGAUGGUCGCAAGUGGCACUCCAGCUAGCUCUGUCAUGUUCCUCGCGCCACUAUGCUGGACGAUCUUUUCAGGUUUUGCGAGCCUUACAUAUCCGCCCAUCAACACAGAUGUUGUCUGAUAUUUUGUCUCGCCUGGUGGAGACUGUUGCAGAACAAGGAGAGGACAUGCAGGGAUAUGUGACAGAAAUCAUUUUGACUUUGGAAGCUGCUGUUGAUAACCUUGACCUUGAAUUUCGGCCAAUGGACUUCAUGAGGGAAUUGUUUAUUUCUACUCCAAACCUUGCAAAAGAAGGGGGUUCUGAGGGAAGAAAGAGCUGUGCAUUAAUGGCUCCCCUCCAGCCUUCACCCCAUCAUGCCCGCAGCACUAGUUACUCCCAGGGCCCAGCUCAUCGCACUGCCCCUCACUUAAGAAUUCGUAGUGGUACUGAAAUUGAGAGUCGCAUACGAGCCAACAUGCCUAGGUCACGGAGUGCACAUUCCCUAAAGAAUCUUGACCAGAAUGGGACUGAGGACAAAUUGACCAUCAUGUCACAAAUGUUUUGGAUAGCAGUGUCUCUCCUUGAGAGUGACUUUGAGUAUGAAUUCUCACUGUCUGUCAGGCUAUUGAGUAAGAUUUUGACAAACAUACAACCAGAGAGACCAGAGUGUCGGGAACGUUUGGAAAAAAUCCAACAGCAGAUAAAGUGGACAAACUUUCCAGGGAUCCAGACUCUUUUGUUAAAGGGGUUUACAUCUGGUGCCUUAUCAGAGCUCACAUGGUCACUGUUGUCGCGCUUAACCGUGUGUAUAGGUGCCCCUGUGGUAGACCCCACAGAAAACUUGGGUUUCCCUAUGAAUGUUGUUGCACUGUUACCCUUACUGGUACAGAACUACGAGAAUCCAAGCCAGGGCUGUCGGGACGCCGCUGACCAUAUUGCCCAGGUUUGUUCCCAGAGAUCAGAUCGCCUGAACAACUUGGGAACUAUCAUGUCAUUAUAUAGCCGUGGAACAUUCGGUAAGGACAGCUUCCAGUGGACAAAGUGUGUCAUCAAAUAUCUCCUUGAUGUUUAUGUUCCAGCUUCCUACAGUCUCAUCUCCUUCCUUGUAGAGGUACUAGAGAAGGGUUCUGGUACAAACCAGUUAGCAGUCUUUCAGAUUCUACACUGUAUGGUACACUAUAUGGAUAUCAACACCACUCCAGCGUCUUCUCUUAACCCAGAGCUCUUCCAUACUAUCUCCAAGCAUGUCCAGGGUUUCCAUUGGAGGGAGGCAUUGAAGAUCUUAAAACUAGCUGUAGGACGAUCAUCCACGCUUACUGCCGCACCACCUUCAGCCCAUACAAAUGAAGUCGGAACAUUUAUGUCGCAUACAUCUUUUGCCGAGGCUGAGGUCAUUACCCGCAAGGAACUGCCAGGACGCACACUGGACUUUGCUGUAGACUUCAGGGAGGUGGGCAUUAUAGGGAGAAAGUUUGUCAACACAGAAAUCCAUGGCUCCCUGGAUGGCAUUCCAGAGGUUCAGUCUUCUCCUGCAAGGAAAGGAAACCAGGAUCAUGACUCUGUUUGGAAGAAACCACAGAAUUCACAGACAAGGGUACGUGAGAGACUGGCAGAACUACUGACAUGCUAUGGACAGAAACGUCUACCAAAGAGCCCAUCGGAUACAUUUAUUAACAAGGUGAUCUUCAGCCAGUCAAGUGACACACUGGAUCACCAGCACAGUGUAGCCUCCAGUGGAGAAGAGACCUCCAUACCAGAUAAUGCUGCAAGCGACAUCCUGCUCAGUGAGCCGAAUGUUAACGACAUUAAUUUGACCAUCAAAGGUUUCGACUUUCUGGACAACGAGUUGGAGGAUUCAGAGGAGAAUGAUUUCUAUCCAAGCUUAGACAGACGGCACUCAUUCAACCUCAAUUCUCCAGAAAUUGAGAGGGAGCGUCACCAUCACUUUGGUAGUGUACCUGACCUUAAGCUUAUUGGUCACCUGGCCAUUGCUGAGAAACCAGUGACACCUAGUGACAGCAUCAGUUUAAAAGAGGAGAGAAUCUCAGACAAUGAGAGUGAGAACAUGACCCCUGAGGACGAUGGCGUGCCCCAGAACCUACCAAUGGGGACCACCAUUACCAUACAGAACCCCAUGUUGGAUGAGCGUCGUCACUCAAGUCCAAUAACCACAAGCUCCACUCGCAGUCUACACAGUACCAACAGUGAACUUGAUCUGGUUGAACUGAGUUCCAGUACGGCCUCCCCCAGUUUCUCUGGUCUCCAGUCAGUUUACCUGUACCUGACCAUGCAGAGUGACGAGGUCGAGGAUGCAUGGAAAUCUCACAUGGGGCGUAUCAUGUCAGGAUCAUCAGCCACCCUGAUGCUCAAUACCACACAGAUCUUCCCAAGGCUGUACAAGGAAUUACGUAGAAGACUAGACACCAUGACCAAGGAAUCCAGCUACUACAUUGCAAAAACAGAAUCACUUAAACAGAUUGCCACCUAUUUCAGGCAGCUUCUGGAUACCAUGUUCAUCCAUAUUGACUGUCCUUACUUCUUCACUGACAGUGACACGUUGAGUGGAAGUCGUGUUGCUGACAGACACAAGUUCAGCCUCCUAGAGAUGCAGGAGUGUUUUGAAACCUACUGUAUGAGGAAGGACCAAGCAGAACAGAGUCUGGAGUCCAUCAAGUCCUCUAUCAAACAGCAAUCCUUGGGGGAUGGAGGUAACAGUGUAGCCGGCUGUAGUGAGGAACAGAAGCUAGAUCUGUGUCGCAAGCUGUAUCGUCUGAUUUUCCAGCUCGUCCAGCUGUUUGAGAACUACAUUAAGCUGAUGGAGGUGUUCACCAACGUGAGAGCAUCACCACAGGUGGUAGAUAUAUCAUCACAAGUGUCAUCUCUGAAGGAGGAGGUCACACAGGCACUCAGUGAGAUGGAAAAUGGUCAAGACUCGCCUGUCAACAUUGACUCAGGAAAGGUACUUUCCAAACAGGAGGCAUUAUCCAGCUUGGCUGAAUAUGUCAAUGGUCAGCAGUAUGUAAAGGCCAUACAGCUUCUCCGCUCCUUCAGGUCUCUUUGGCCCAAUGACAUGUUUGGUCAGGCUACAGAAGAUGAUAUCAUUGUUCUGCUUAACAUCUUCUGUACCUCCCAGGCUGAUAAAAGGACAGGUGUAUUUGCCCUUAUUGGGUUAGAUGUAGAUCUCAGUCAUGUACACAGCCAGCUCAUGACCAUUAGUGUCCAGAUGUCUGGUUGGUCACUUCUUCCACUCGGAGUAUCUAAAUCUACACCAGAUCUGACUCACCUCAGCCUGACAUCUGAUUCAAGUACUUUGUGACUAGAUGAAGAACCGACUUCUAGCACCAUGUGACAAUGCCUAGCGCCAUCACUAGCACUGUAGAUUGGGUGUUCUCUAAAAUCAUGCAAUGAUGCUGAUGGUCAUCUCCAGAAUCAUGUUUCUGAUGCCGUUAGUGAACUCCAUCAACAGACAAAAUCAAUUUUUUUGUGGAAUUCUAUUUUCACUGAUUUCUGAAAUUUUUUUUUCCAUGAAUGGAUGACUUUAUAAACUGAUAGAGACAUGACAUGGAAUUUUAGUAUUAGUGGAUUUCUGAGUAUUCUGUAUCCACAAAAAAUAAGUGCCCUUGAAAUGGUAAUUUUUGGGGAAACAAAAAACAAAAAAUUGGGAAACACAGGAUUUGUCAGAAGUUAGAGACUGUAUGUUGUUGAUACUUUCAUACGACUAUAGUGUAAGGUGUAUAUUCUAUCAGAGCCAAGUACUUUAUGACUUAACCAAUGAUAAGCUUGAAGAGCAAAGGAUUUCAGUGUCAUAAGCAAGACUCAGUGAAGAAAACAGAACAUUGACCAGCACUGAAAGUAAGCAAUAAUAUAUAUUAGUCCCUGUGUAUACCAAAGGUUGUAUGGACGCUGGUGAUGUAUAAUAAGGAAUCCUAUAUAAACAUUUGUACAGUUAUUUAUUUUAAGAUAUUUAGAAGCUGUCUCUUUUUUCUCUCCGUUUGACACCUGUGACCGACUCUUUGUAGAUAUGACUUUACUGUAAGAGUGAAUCAAGUUGUUUUGUGAUAUUUGUAUCUGUGUAAACUACUUCUAGUCAGGAGAUACAGAUUUUGCUGAUGUAUUGAUCAAUUUAUCUAUCUGCUUUGCUGUAUUUAUACAUGAAUGAUAUGAUACAGUAUAAUUAUACUGAUAUAAAUGAGAAAAAUACUGUGACUGAC
Molecule: messenger RNA, 9719 nt
Organism: Ylistrum balloti
Lineage: Eukaryota; Metazoa; Mollusca; Bivalvia; Pectinida; Pectinidae
Product: protein furry-like
Exons: 64
Coding region: 65-8824 (2919 amino acids)
Biological process (GO): neuron projection development; cell morphogenesis
Cellular component (GO): cell cortex; site of polarized growth
Source: RefSeq, a predicted model, not a curated record